CCAGUGAAUAAAAUAAUCUGAACUCUGAAACUGCUGUGCCUGUGACAUCAUAUAAAUAAUUUUCAUAAAAACAAUCUUCAAAAAUGGCCACUGAAGUAGAAGACACAAUCAAACGAAUUCAAGCUCACAAAGGUGUAAUGGGCGUAGUGAUCGUAAAUCACGAAGGUAUCCCCAUAAAGAGUUCUCUAGACAACGCCACAUCAGUACUUUAUUCAGGAUUGAUUGGUCAAUUAACAGAAAAGGCGAGGAAUGUCGUAAGAGAAAUGGAUUCCACAAACGAGCUCACAUUCCUACGACUGCGGAGUAGAAGACACGAGAUCCUCAUUGCACCUGACCGCGAAUUCAUACUCAUUGUAAUACAAAACACCUCAGACUAAUAUUAUUAUAGAUAAAACAUUAACUUUAGUAACUACAGACAACAUAAACAUUAUAACUAGUAACUACUCAACAGCCCAUUGUUACAUGUUUGACAACUAAAUAUCCUUAUUACUGCUAUUCAUAACUCAUUCUUUUAAGCCUUCUUUUUAUUGGUAAUUUUACUACAUUAAGUUAAAACACAACCAAGUUUUUUUUGUUCUGGUGCCAUUAAUAUCAACAAAUUCUUCCACAAAUAUCAGUCUUGUCAAUAGUCAAAUACUGAGG
Messenger RNA from Achroia grisella, 642 nucleotides. Its product is annotated as dynein light chain roadblock-type 2-like. The record is from RefSeq and is a predicted model, not a curated record. The transcript is spliced from 4 exons. Gene Ontology annotation, cellular component: cytoplasm; cytoplasmic dynein complex; centrosome. Gene Ontology annotation, molecular function: dynein intermediate chain binding. The coding region runs from base 84 to 377 and encodes 97 amino acids. NCBI's taxonomy places the organism in Eukaryota, Metazoa, Arthropoda, Insecta, Lepidoptera, Pyralidae. Gene Ontology annotation, biological process: microtubule-based movement.